This is a messenger RNA of Annulohypoxylon truncatum, 2698 nucleotides long. RefSeq lists its product as uncharacterized. Lineage: Eukaryota; Fungi; Ascomycota; Sordariomycetes; Xylariales; Hypoxylaceae. The coding region runs from base 737 to 2113 and encodes 458 amino acids. Gene Ontology annotation, cellular component: nucleus; Rpd3L-Expanded complex; Rpd3L complex. Gene Ontology annotation, biological process: regulation of DNA-templated transcription. The transcript has 2 exons. The record is from RefSeq and is a predicted model, not a curated record.
UGGUAGACCGAUAUUGGAUGACGAACCGUAUUACGUAACUCGUUGAUUUACAUCCUAAAUUUUGGCUCGGCCGUUUUCUUCCUUUUAACAAUCAUUUUCAUAAUUCCGUCCACUCGAAAACGACACCCCACAUUGGCACUGGGGACUGGGACCGCUACUCGUGUUUGCGCCUUCCGUGUAAGCCAUUUCGUACCUAGCGAUUGCCUAAAGAAGCGAAAAAUUAUUCCUUCUUUACGCAUUCAUAGUGGCGUCCUCAUAAUUCAUGUCUCGUCGUCCUUGACUUGGGAGAUCGCAUUUCCGAGAUCAAUUCUUGGGACUGGUUAGGAAGGUGAGCCACAGCUCGAAUUCACAACCGUUACAAUUACAAAAUACAUGCAUGUGAUUUCCAACUUCCAGCCUUUUUCAACCUUCAAUCCAACAUUGCCAUCGCAACCUAUGAUCCCCAGCAGAUCCUGCGCACUGUUUCUGGGUCGAGGUUACAAGCAAUAAAUGCGCAACAAAAAAACAAACAGAAGAAUCAAUCAAUAAUAAGUACAAACUCGAGUUCGGGGAAAAAACAAUAUCAGCAAAAAACCAGGCGAUAUUGCAACCUAUUUCAAAGCAAUUUCACCUUGUCACUUACACCCCCCUUCUUGAGAUACUCCCUUAUAAUCAUGCGCAUGCAUCACUCACCUCAUUAAACAUUCCUCACCAUCACUGGGAGCGCGCCCCCGCUUAGAGGGCCAGGUUAACAACCAUGCCUAGAGACGAUCUCUCCAUAGACUUCGUGAAAAAGAUGGCGCCCUCCGCCGAGGCCCAAGACCCGGCCGCCAUCCUCGAAGACUUCAUCUACCGAACUGCCAACCUGCCCGAGGAGCUACGCUUCUACCAAGAUGAGAUCGCCUACAAAGACCGUCAAUUCAACGAACACGUUAAGACUAUCGAAGACUGCGACGCUAAGAUCCAACGCUGGAUUCGACUGAACGGCAGCCACGCGCCCUUCCCUCGCGAGCAGGCACUGCGCGAGACCAUCCGCGACAACUAUGACAAGGCCGACAAGCUCGCAGAGGAGAAGAUUGCUCUGGCGCAUAAGGCUAAGGUUCUUAUCGACAAGCAUCUUCGGCAUCUCGACUUGCAGAUCAAGCAGUUAGGUGAUCGAGGCGAGCCCGGCUUCACCGACCCUGAUGAACUACCCUCCACCGUACGACCCAGCGCCGCGAACAACAGCAACCCCAAUCUUCGAGGACUCACUGUGUCAACGUCUAAUAUCACGCCGCUCAUUCCCAUCUCGACCAACGCAACCCCGACAAACUCGCGAGCUACCAAUCCCCAGAUCCGAACAACGCAAUCACAAACGCAUAUCUCUAACUCAGCACCCACGUCCCCCGCCGCGAGCAUGAUCAUGAGCAACCGUAACCAGCGCGAGUCCUCUGCUGGACCUGGAAGUGGUGUCCCCAAGAGAGGCCCACGGGUGAGUUCUGGUCUGGGCAGUCUGCCCACGGCAUCGAGUGGGUUGGCUCGGCAUUCUUCUCUCGGUCCAGGGACACCCAAGGCGGGAACACCAGGAGCAACGGUCAGGGCUGGUAGCGCAGGGCCCCGGGCUAGUUCUAAGGCAGGAAGCGUAGGUGCCGGCAGAAGAGGCACACCAUCGGCAGGAAUCAGUCGUAAGAAACCACCAAACUCGAAAUCGACGCUAUCGCGCGUGAGGCGCGCAGGCAUAUCAAAGGGAUCCCCGGCAUCGACAGCAGACAGCGAGCUUUCCGACGCAGAAUCUGUUCGAUCGUCGCGCGCCGGAUCUCGAGCCGGCAGCGGGACGCCUGUUCCCCGCCCUCACGUACAUAAACACCACCGCACCCACACUCACGGAGGAGGAGGAGGAGGAGAGGGAGAUGAAGAGAUGCCGGAUCGGGGGUCCGCGUCGGCGGGUUCCGGGGCGUCGGACGACGAGGAAGACGAGGAAGGGAAGAAGUAUUGCCUCUGCCAGCACGUGUCAUACGGCGACAUGGUAGCCUGCGACAAUAACGCGUGUCCCUACGAGUGGUUCCACUGGACGUGCGUGGGCCUCAAGUCGGAGCCGGAGGGCCGCUGGUACUGUCCUGCUUGCACCGAGGCUAUGAAGAAGAAGGGGAAGUGAAGUUGUUUGUUUUUUGGCGUUUUCUUUUCUUGGAACGAUGAUACCAGAUUGGAGGAAGAUGGCGAUUUUAUUGCCCUUGGAUGAGGCUUAGGACUUACUACCGAACUCACACAACCCUUGAUAACUACGCCACUCGGAUCUCGCACAUACUACGUACUAUCGAAGUUUUCAGCCUCAAGUGUCAACUAGUUUCCGGUCACUAAUUCGAUACACUCGAAGGCUAUCGAGCUUAAAAAUGCCACACUACAACCAAUCAAACCCCUUGAAAACUCUGUCUUGGCCGGCAUAAAUUGCCAUUUUGGAGGAUAGGAAGGAGACGUGGGGUGAUCCGAGAAGUGAAAAGUGGUAUGCAGACGAUAUGGGGGCGUAUGUGGUGAGCAUGUCAAUGACGGGAUAGUUACAAGUCUUCCUAGUCAGCAAGAUAGGAAGAUAUCCAUACUCAACCGCCACAUAUCGAGUGUCCCAAGAAACCUCAAGCCUUGAAGGGAUCAGGUCCAUGUAAAGCACUCAACCUCCACAAUUCUCUAGGUAGUCACAUCACACGCCGUUACUGAGAGUCCUCAAAAGCAAUGAAAUCUCGUCCGA